This is a messenger RNA of Ruditapes philippinarum (Manila clam), 597 nucleotides long. RefSeq lists its product as uncharacterized. NCBI's taxonomy places the organism in Eukaryota, Metazoa, Mollusca, Bivalvia, Venerida, Veneridae. The transcript has a single exon. Bases 1 to 597 code for a protein of 198 amino acids. The record is from RefSeq and is a predicted model, not a curated record.
AUGGAUGACAAGGUAUCUAAAAUUGACUCGAGGGUAGAUAGCCUUGAAUUUGCUCUUGGUCAGGCACAGAGCGAAUUGGAUCAAAUGCAUCAAACUGAAGCUCAGGUCAAGGACGAUUUACUGUAUGUCAAGUCACAAAGCAUGCGUAACAAUUUAAUUUUUGGUAAUAUUCCUGAACCUAAACAAGAAACGUGGGAAAAUAGAGAGCAGACUUUACGCCGAUUCUUUGUUGACCAUUUGAACAUCGCUCAGCAGUUAGCGGACAAUUUACAGUUCGAACGUGUCCAUCGCAUGGGAGAUUAUAAUCAACGUAGCGGUAGUCCACGCAAAAUAGUUGCCAAAUUUGCCUUCUACAAAGAUAGAGAAAUGGUGCGUCGCCUCAGAAGAACCAAGCUUAAUGACACUCAGUUUUAUCUUCACGAGCAAUUUCCACCGGAAAUUGUAGCACGGAGAAAAUCACUCUUACCGAAACUUAAAAAUGCCAAAAAACAAGCUCGUCAAGCUUGGUUAGCCUACGACACGCUUUUUAUUGACGGGGUACCAGUAAGCGAUAAAGAGUCCGACAGAAGCCAGAUGCAGAACGGGAACCGGAAGUAG